CCCCGCCCCGCUGCCAGUGCCAGGCAUGGCGGCCAUGAGCCUGCUGCUGCGGGCCGCGGCUGCCUGCGCGGCUCGGCGGGCGGCGGGCGCCGCGGCCACUGCGCGCCUUCCCGGGCUGGCCGGGGCCGUCCGGCUCCCCGGCACCGUCGCUCCUGUGCGACACAGCAGCGGCCACGGGAAGAGAAUGUUUAUUAUCAAGGCAACAAGUUUUUAUGAUACUCGAUUUCUUAACUUGUUGAGAUUCUAUGUAUUUCUGACGGGAAUACCAGUGGCACUAUUCAUAACGUAUGUCAACAUCUUCAUUGGUGAAGCUGAACUUGCAGAGAUUCCUGAAGGUUAUAUUCCGGAGUACUGGGAAUACUACAAGCACCCUAUAAGUCGCUGGAUAGCUCGUUACCUCCUUGACUCCCCUGAAAAGAACUACGAGAAAGAGAUGGCUAUGCUUGAUGUUGAAGCCAAGAAAACUGAAAUGAGGCUGUUGGAACUGGAGGCUCGAAGACUCAUGAGACACAGGGGAGAUGGACCUUGGUAUCAUUAUGAAACACCUGAUAAAAAUCUUGUUGACAAUUCUGCGAAAUCCACACCUGACAAUUAAACAAUUUCAAGAUAAUAUGCAUUGUCUUAAAUGCAUACCAACAAAUGGUGAAUGAGCUAUGUAAUAUAUACAUCCUGCUGUGUACUGAUGGAAAUGAAUAAAAAUAAACAAUGUUUGUGUUGAUUCUGAUAA
Molecule: messenger RNA, 727 nt
Organism: Apus apus (common swift)
Lineage: Eukaryota; Metazoa; Chordata; Aves; Apodiformes; Apodidae
Gene: NDUFB5
Product: NADH:ubiquinone oxidoreductase subunit B5
Exons: 6
Coding region: 26-595 (189 amino acids)
Source: RefSeq, a predicted model, not a curated record